AAUACUUUUUAAAAACGGAUAUCAACUAUUAAAAAAAUAAUAAUAAAACACACAAAUGUCGUCGAAACAAAGUUUUAAUACAUUUUUAAUAAUUAGCUGUUAUUUAAUUAAUAUUAUUAAUACACAAUUGUUAAUUAAUGUAAAAAAUCAGGGUGGAGAUGUUGUCCAGGAAAAUAUUGCAGCAAAUGUUACAGACAGUACAGUAAUAUUAGAAUUUCAACGUUCUGAUGGCACAUUAGUGACACAGUUGAUUGAUUUUGCAAGUGAUGUACAAAUUUUAAAAGCCUUGGUAUUGGGCGAAGAAGAGCGGGGACAAAGCCAAUAUCAAGUAAUGUGUUUCGUAUGUCAUUUUCAAAAGAAUGAAUUUAUCUCAGCGGAUGCAAUGUCUAAAUUAAGACAAAAAAAUCCAGGCACUGUCAGAAUGCCUGAAGAAGAUCGAGGACGAGAUAAUUAUACAAUGGAUUAUUUUGUUGAUAUAUCCAGAUCCGGUGUUAUUUCACGUCAUAUUGCUACCUUAUGUGCUGAAGCAGCGAAUGCUACGUAUAUAAGACGGCAGGAUUUGUUACUAUGGGCUUCACAACCAGGUGCAUCGGAAUCACAACUAAUGUCAGCGGUACGUGCAUUUCCUGGUGGUUCAAUGGUCCCAUCUUGUAAAGAUACAACUUCAAUAAAGUUACCAUGUCAAUGCCAUAUUGAAAUGUGUAUUGGCUGGUAUCCAUGUGCACUAAAAUACUGUAAAGGCAAGGAGGAAAUUAUGAAUGCAUCAAUGUCGUAUCGUUGUGGUAUUAAAACAUGUAAAAAAUGUUUUCUAUUUUCGUAUUUUGUUCAUCAAAAGCAAGUAUGCCUAUGGGACGAGUAAUAAUUAAAUUUGUGUAAGUUAUUUGGCUAUCUAUAGUCACUUAAACAGAGUUUGGCCCAAGUGUGUUUGUUGAGUAUAGAUUAAAAAUUGUUAGUUGAGUUCUAGCUUAUAAGAAAAUGAAAUUAAUUCAACCGAAUAUAUGUUUUAAUCGGUGGAAUGAAUCAGACUCUGUUUUAAGGACUUUGAUCUAAUACUAUCGUGUUCUUUCUCAGACCAAAAUCGAUGAAACAAUAAUGUUACAACAAUA
Molecule: messenger RNA, 1106 nt
Organism: Chrysoperla carnea
Lineage: Eukaryota; Metazoa; Arthropoda; Insecta; Neuroptera; Chrysopidae
Gene: oaf
Product: out at first protein
Exons: 4
Coding region: 56-859 (267 amino acids)
Source: RefSeq, a predicted model, not a curated record